AUGAGCUCUGCAAAAGAACUCGGCUAUCCUCACAUCUUAAUUCAGUACCAGAAUGGAUUUCUAGUAUCUAAGGUGAUGUUUACUGCCUGUGAGUUGGGUGUGUUUGAUCUGUUGCAAGAAUCAGAAGAAAAGUUGUCAUCCAAAGCCAUCGCAGAACAUCUGGGAAGCAGCCUCCAUGGAAUGGAGACACUGCUGGAUGCCUGUGUGGGUUUGAAGCUCCUGGAAGUAGAAGUGAACAAAGAAGGAGCUUUUUAUUGCAACACAGAAAUCUCUGAACAGUUUCUCACCAAAUCAAGUCCAAAGUCUCAGUAUCAUACCUGCAUGUAUUACUCCAAAACAAUUUAUCUUUGCUGGCAGUACCUGACAGAAGCUGUAAGGGAAGGCAAGAAUCAGUACGAGAGAGCGUUUGGCAUUUCACCGAAAGCUGUUUUUGAAGCUCUGUACAGAUCAGAAGAAGAAAUGCUGAAAUUCAUGUAUGGAUUGAAUGCAAUUUGGAGCCUAUGUGGCAGAGAUGUUAUAGCUGCAUUUGAUCUCUCCCCAUUCACUAUGAUUUGUGAUCUUGGUGGGGAUUUUUUUAAAGAUCCUCUUCCGGAAGCUGAGCUGUAUAUUUUAGCAAGGAUCCUCCAUGACUGGUCAGAUGAGAAUUGUGUACAACUUCUCACAAAAGUGCAAAAGUCUUGCAAAACUGGUGGUGGUGUUUUACUAAUUGAAACUCUUCUGAAUGAGGAUAAACGUGGCCCAUUGGAAAGCCAGCUCUAUUCGCUAAAUAUGCUCGUUCACACUGAAGGAAAAGAACGGUCACCUGCAGAAUAUAGCAAGCUCCUCACAGCAAGUGGUUUCAAGGAGAUCAAAAUUAAGAAAUCUGGAAAGCUCUAUGAUGCCAUUUUAGGAAAAAAAUAA
Messenger RNA from Notechis scutatus (mainland tiger snake), 900 nucleotides. It is a transcript of the gene ASMT, whose product is annotated as acetylserotonin O-methyltransferase. The record is from RefSeq and is a predicted model, not a curated record. Gene Ontology annotation, molecular function: O-methyltransferase activity; protein dimerization activity. NCBI's taxonomy places the organism in Eukaryota, Metazoa, Chordata, Lepidosauria, Squamata, Elapidae.